Messenger RNA from Actinia tenebrosa (Australian red waratah sea anemone), 1340 nucleotides. RefSeq names its product UBX domain-containing protein 1. Gene Ontology annotation, cellular component: cytoplasm; nucleus. The record is from RefSeq and is a predicted model, not a curated record. Gene Ontology annotation, molecular function: K48-linked polyubiquitin modification-dependent protein binding. Lineage: Eukaryota; Metazoa; Cnidaria; Anthozoa; Actiniaria; Actiniidae. Gene Ontology annotation, biological process: negative regulation of protein ubiquitination; negative regulation of protein K48-linked deubiquitination; negative regulation of proteasomal ubiquitin-dependent protein catabolic process.
GCUUUGUUUCAUUUUCGUGAAAGUUUCAAACUUUUUGCCGGAAAAAAGUCGAAAAUUUGUGAAUUUUGAAAUUAUUUUUUUAACUUUAUAGUUUACAAAUACUAAAUUCUUGGACGUAGUCAUGCCGAAUGAAGUUGAGACUUUAAUGGAAAUGGGAUUCCCAAGAAAUAGAGCAGAAAAGGCCUUAGCAGUCACUGGUAACCAGGGAGUGCAUGUUGCUAUGGACUGGUUGUUUGCCCAUACAGAUGAUCCUGACAUUGAUAAACCCUAUAAGCCUAGUGAGGGCCACACACUAGGAUCUAAAGAUGAUACAAAGGACAGUGAAAGUACAGAAAAAACAGCAGAGGAUUCAGCCAAGGCAGAUCAAGAAGGCUCCRAGAAGGCUGAAACAGCUGCAGAAGGAAUGGAGACAGAAGUAUCUGCUGAUGGUGCUACAUCCCCACAACAGGCUAGAUCUCUUGUGUGUGAGGACUGUGGAAAGAAAAUGAGAAAUGAGAAUGAAGUACAGUUCCAUGCGGCAAAGACUGGUCAUGCCAACUUUGCUGAAUCUGUAGAUGAAAUUAAACCCUUGACUGAAGAAGAAAAGAGACAACGGCUUGAAAAAUUACAACAGAGGAUGGCUGAAAGGCGUGUAGAAAAACAAGAACAAGAGAAAAAGGAAAAGAUAGAAAAAGAAAAAAUGAGACGAAGAACAGGCAAAGAAAUCACUGACAUGAAACACAAAAUGGAACUGGAAGAGGCACGUAAACUUGCUGAACUGAAGAAGAGGGAGAAACAAGAGGAAAAACUAGCAAGACAAAGGGUGAAGGAUCAAAUAGCAAAAGAUAAAGCAGAGCGAUCUCAAAAGUUUGGUAAAAGUAAUCAAGACAGCAGUACUAGUGGCCAGCAGCAGCUGCAACAGCCUAGUACCAGUCCUGCUCAACCCAUACAAACCGAAAAGAAACAAUAUGAUAAGUGUAAAAUACAGUUUCGAUUAACGAAUGGAACAGUAAUCACAGGCUCGUUCCAGGCGACAGACCUCCUAUCCACCGUCCAAGAAUACGUGUCCGCGAACAGGACGGACGGAAGUGCUCCAUUCACCCUUAUGACGUCAUUUCCGCGUAAAACUUUCACGGCAGCUGACAUGAAUACGAGUCUAAAAGACGCCGGCUUGGUCCCGUCAGCUGUGUUAAUAAUCACGAAAUUAUGAGGCGUGCCCGUAAAUAUAAUAAGGUGGUCAGCAAAUUUCCUUGAUUUGAUAGAUGACGUCAUUUCCGGUAUAAUAUUGAGUGAAUCGUAAGGUUUUGUUGGAUCUAACAUGUUUUUUUAGUGAAUAAAUAUGUAAGAAAUUAUCAACAAGA